Messenger RNA from Pantherophis guttatus, 1475 nucleotides. The record is from RefSeq and is a predicted model, not a curated record. Lineage: Eukaryota; Metazoa; Chordata; Lepidosauria; Squamata; Colubridae.
ACUUGAAUACCUGGUCAACUUUACACUUUCUUCCAUACUUUGUCUUAUAGGAGUAUACAGUAUGCUGUACUGUAGGGAGAAAAAAAACUUUAAUCCCCGUUUAAGGCAGCAAAACUGAACUUUGGAGUUUUAUUUCAUUCUGUUCUCUUAGAAGAAAAGGCAAAAUUUUUCAAGCAAGCAGCUGUGGUUACAUCACUUUCCCCCCUAUACAUGUCAUUAGGAACAGAGUGGCUGAUUUGGUCCAGUCUCCUUGUAUCCUGGGAGUCAUGGAGCAAUUGGAAGGUGCUUGUUUUGUCGAUCUGGGAUCCAGCUGGGAUCCUGCAUGAAGCCACAUGGACUUUUUUCGUGGACUUUUUUGUGGGACUGAUGACUUCCCUGGAAACCAGGAAGAGCGGUAACUGGAAUAGGGUCCCUGUGUUGUCCCUUCGGGCAGAGUGUGUAGGGAAGGCCAAGAGGUAACUCCUUCGCAGCCAUUCCCAAGGACCCAGGACCAAAAGAACUGAGCUUCUCCUUUCAAGUUCAAACCGGAAGGGAGAUUGGCCAUACUCAUGAAAAAGUCAGGUAAACAAAGCCAGGGGAAACCCUCUGCGCUGGAUAGCCAACCUGGGACAUCCAAGGAUGCCUCGAAGAAGAUGCGCCAGGCCCCGCUUUCCAAAGACACUUCGAAAGUUAGCUUGGUUUCCCAGUCGAAGAUGACUUCGUUCAGCAAGGAGCUGUUCAACACCUGGAGAGACAUUCGUUGGUUCCAAAUCCCUUUGUCCUCUUUAAGGAAACCCAAGGCUGGUCUCUUCAGCUUCACUUUCCAGUCCAGCCUGCAGAGAUACCAGCAGCUUCGGAAAACCAAGCGGUUGAAAGUCGGCAGGCCCUUCUCUGUCCUGCCUUUUCCUAGCUUAUCUUUGCCGUUUACGGAUCCUCCGGCGUUUCGAGAUGCCUUGCGGGAUGAUAAUCACAGAUCUUCAAAAACCGAUGGAUCUAAAGUCCGCAAAAGACUCUCGGCCCAUAGAAACGACUCUCGGUCUUUCCUGCGACGGAUGCAGAAGAAGUUUCAGAAGCACCAACCCUCUCCAGACGUGCUCCCCCCAAAAUGCGUCCCCUCUGCAGCAGUUUCUGGCCAGAAAUGGGUCCCGGGCUCGGCAGGCGCUCCCGAAAGAAAUCCAAGAAGAGAGACUCUGCUCCCCCAGCCGAGACCCCGAGAAGAAGGAAAAGCUCCCGUGAACGGAGCGACUCCAAGUCUCCCUUGGAAGAGGAUGAGGACGUCUUCCCACCAGACUGGUCACCUCCAUCCUUUCUCUUCAAGGAAGAGCCGCCGCCUCCUCUCAGCCCGGAUCCUGGGCCUGGCUCUGAACCUGGAAGCUCUCAGGAAAUGCCGGACGGCAUCGAAGCGCCUGAGUCCGCAGAGAAAUCGGAGCAGGAAGAGUCUGUUUCUCCAGCCGAGACCCCGGAAAGAGACGACCCCAAGUCUCCCUUGACAGAGG